Heterotrigona itama is the source of this 1329-nucleotide messenger RNA. NCBI's taxonomy places the organism in Eukaryota, Metazoa, Arthropoda, Insecta, Hymenoptera, Apidae. The record is from the annotation of a GenBank genome assembly.
AUGGCUGUACGUCGAGGAAAAAGGAACUUGAAAUUGCAGGUCUCUGAAGAGACACCUGUACCUGUGUAUGUAAUAUUAUCACAUUGUUAUUAUAUUGUUAUAUUUAAUUUAAUUUUUGUUUGUUAUCUUCUGUUGUAAUAGCAAUAUUUUUUUAUUAACGUUUUUUUUAUAAAUAUAUAUAGGAGACAUGUAUCUAAAUGAAAAAUAUAUAAUAUCAUGUCGGAACUUUUAUAGAUUUUUUAAUAAAAUGAUCAUUUUAUAAAAGCAAUGAUAAAUUUUAUGUACUGUAGCACUCCGCCGAGAAAUCUAGAUAAAAGAACUACGAUAACCAUAGGUGAUAAAACAUUUGUGGUAGAAGCAGAUGAUUUAGAAACAAUUUGUAUUCUUGGACGUGGAGCAUAUGGUAUUGUGGAUAAAGUACGACAUAAACAAAGUGGUACUAUUAUGGCGGUUAAGAGAAUAACUGCAACAGUUAAUACGCAAGAACAAAAACGUUUACUUAUGGAUUUAGAUAUUUCUAUGCGUAGUUCAGCGUGUCAGUAUACAGUACAAUUUUAUGGAGCAUUAUUCAGGGAAGGAGAUGUUUGGAUAUGUAUGGAAGUUAUGGAUAUGAGUUUGGAUAAAUUUUAUACAAAAGUAUAUAAGCAUGGACAUGCCAUUCCUGAAGAUAUUUUAGGAAAAAUUGCUUUUGCGGUAGUAAGUGCAUUACAUUAUCUAUAUUCACAGUUGCGAGUAAUUCACAGGGACGUAAAACCUAGUAAUAUUCUAAUUAAUCGAAAAGGAGAGGUCAAGAUCUGUGACUUUGGUAUUUCUGGUUAUCUUGUGGAUUCUGUUGCUAAAACUAUUGAUGCUGGCUGUAAACCAUAUAUGGCUCCAGAAAGGAUAGACCCGACGGGUAACCCUUCGCAAUAUGACAUCAGAUCUGAUGUUUGGUCAUUAGGUAUAUCUCUUGUUGAAUUAGCAACAGGAAAAUUUCCCUAUGAAUCUUGGGGAACGCCGUUUGAACAAUUAAAGCAAGUUGUAAAAGAUGAAGCACCAAAGCUACCAGCUGGUAAAUUUUCCGCCAGUUUUGAUGAAUUUAUUACUAAAUGGUAAAAUCAAUUAUUUUUAAUUUUUAAUUUUUAAUUUUUAAUUUUUAAUUUUUAAAUUCAUUAUAUAUAUAUAUAUAUAUCAAUUAAUAAUUAUUUUUUCAGUUUAAUGAAGGAUUAUACUGCCCGUCCAAAUUAUAAUCAGCUAUUGAAACUUGAUUUUAUCACAGAACAUGCCAAAAAGGACACAAAUGUUGCUGAAUUUGUUGGAGAAAUUUUGGAUUUACCCGAAGUUGAGUAA